Molecule: messenger RNA, 3128 nt
Organism: Seriola aureovittata
Lineage: Eukaryota; Metazoa; Chordata; Actinopteri; Carangiformes; Carangidae
Gene: lman2la
Product: lectin, mannose-binding 2-like a
Exons: 8
Coding region: 73-1065 (330 amino acids)
Biological process (GO): endoplasmic reticulum to Golgi vesicle-mediated transport; endoplasmic reticulum organization; Golgi organization
Cellular component (GO): endoplasmic reticulum membrane; Golgi membrane; COPII-coated ER to Golgi transport vesicle
Molecular function (GO): D-mannose binding
Source: RefSeq, a predicted model, not a curated record
GCCGCCAGCAGCAGCAGCAAACACCACAGAGACUCCGAAUCACCGUCCAGUCUCAUUUCCAGAGGGAAGAUAAUGCCUUUUAAAUCACACUGGACUUUUGCUUUCCUUAUCCUUACUGUGAGCUGCUGUUUUGCCGACGAUGAUCACGAAAUGGAAGAGUUUCUGAAGCGGGAGUAUUCCCUCUCCAAGCCUUAUCAAGGUGUGGGAUCCUCAGGCUCCUCCCACUGGGAGCUGAUGGGGGAUGCCAUGGUAACCACCGAACAGGUGCGCCUCACACCUGACAUGCAGAGCAGGCAGGGGGCAGUAUGGAGCCGCAUUCCAUGCCAUCUGAAGGACUGGGAGAUGCAGGUGCAUUUUAAGAUUCACGGGCAAGGAAAGAAGAACCUGAAUGGUGACGGGCUGGCCAUUUGGUACACUAAGGAACGCAUGCAGAAAGGUCCUGUAUUUGGAAAUGUGGACAACUUCACUGGGUUGGGUGUGUUUGUGGACACGUAUCCCAAUGAGGAGAAACACAUAGAGAGGAUUUUCCCCUUCGUUCUGGCCAUGGUGGGAAACGGCAGCAUCAGCUACGACCACGAGCGAGAUGGUCGUCCCACAGAGCUGGGCGGCUGUAAUGCCAUGGUGCGAAACCUCAAACAUGACACUUUCCUCUUCAUCCGAUACAUCCGCCGCAGGCUCACGGUGAUGAUAGAUAUCGACGGGCAGCAUGAGUGGAGGGACUGCCUGGACAUACCUGGGGUGCGGCUGCCCCAAGGCUAUUAUUUUGGAGCUACAGCCAUCACUGGAGAUCUCUCAGAUAACCAUGACAUAAUUUCCCUGAAACUGUACCAACUCACUGUGUUGCGGAGUCCAAAGGAAGAGGAAGAGGAGGAGGAAGACGAAAUAACCAUACCCAGUGUAGAUAACAUGGAGCUCCUCAGAAUGGGCGAGAGCGAAGAGGGGAUGAGUGGAAUAGCUAUAUUCUUCACCGUGCUCUUCUCCAUGCUGGGCUGCAUCUUCCUCAUCGUCAUUGGCCUGGUUGUGUACAGCCACUGGAACGAGAGCCGACGCAAGCGCUUCUACUGAGGAAGAGGAAGACGGAGAAAGGGGGAUGGUGAUCGUGGUAACUACUGAGGUCCGCGGACCCAGCUGCACAAAAGUGAGACACUGCUGUCGGCCAGUAGAGCGCAGUAGCUUCUUUUAUCCUGACAGGAGGUGGAGUAGAUGUAUCACCUGCGACACAAAGCCAUUCUCCAACUCUGCCAUUGGUAGUCAUGAAGCAGUAGGAGGACUUUAUUUUACCCUUCGUCCUCAGCCCCUGCCUGACACUCACCAACUCGGCCUUACCAUCUCCACCUCUGUACUCGUUACACAGCAGACGUGCAGUACAGUGUAUUACAUGACUUCUUGUGAGCAGCUGCUUUUUAUUUUUUGUUACCUUUCGCCACAUUUGACGAAUAUGGGAAAAAAAAACUAAAGCUUGGUUCACUGAUGUUGAUUUUAUUGCUAAGAGAAAUAUAAAUACAUAAGUAUCUGAUUGUUCCUACUCAAGACUCAUGAACCAAACAACACUAAAAACCACUGAUGCCAUCUUUACUGAACAAAGAUGCUUCUCUACUCCUCGCAUUAGAAAAACCUCUCAGUGCUCUGUACUCAAUCAUUUUGACUUUGUGUACUAUUUAACGUACUAUAUAUUAUUAUCCUGUAGUUGCUGUAGUAUGCAUGACAUCCGUUGAGGUCAUCCCACUGUUUUUUUGUUUUUACAUUAUGCUUUACUGCUUGAUGUGUUUGUGUGCAGCAUAUGAAAAACUGACCUCUGCCUCAUUGGUGCAUGUGCUGAUGGCAAAGAUUUGGGUGUUUCAGGGAUUAAUUUAGUGUAAAAUUAAAUGGAAAUUUUUAUUUUUUAUCAGUAUUGGUUUUCCACAAAAUGUUUAUAUAUACUUUAACAGUGUGCGUUUCCCCUGAUUUGAAUAAUAAUAACGUAUUUGAGGAAGUGGAUCAAAUUUCUUGAUCAGUUUACAGCAAAUUUCUCUAAAGAGAUUUUAAAUAUGAUACAUUUAAAUUUUAGAAAUGAACCUUUGCACUGAAGGGAGGGCUGAGGGUGGUUAAAUAGAAUUUUAAUGACAACUCAUUUAUCACUUUUUGUUUGUGUUUCUUGUAACAUGUAAACACAUUACAUGUUCUUCUGUUAAAUGUGUCACACAGUGUAUGUUUUUGCAGUGAACUGCUGGUUGGGGCUCUGGUGUUGGCCAGCUGUUGUUGACUCAUCCUCAUCUUCCUCUAUAUGUUCUUCCUCAUGUCAACAUCAUAGAUCUUUUAUGUAGUGCUUUGUUUUUGACUGUGCAAUUUAUGAGGACACCCUCGUUUCCUCAUUUCCUGUAGCCACUUUUACAGCCGCCCUACCUUAUUUAUACUCUGUUGUUUGUUUCGUAUGAAAACUGUGCCUCAUUAUUCAUUCAGUGACCCACAAAUUAUGUUUUAUAACCAUUUUAUCUCGUUUCUUCCUUCAAACCUAUUUGAAUUGCCUCAUUAGACCUACAUAGAUAUUGUUGUUUAUGACCUCUGGGUUCUACAGUGGGUUAUGUACAUAACAGUAACACACAGAGUACUUCAAGUAACCUUAGUUGUUCUACAUUUAUGAAUGAAAUACUCAUGUUUCUAGCUGAAGCACAGAGAAAAAGGUUUAGGAAUAGACCGCCUUUUUCAAAUAUAUUCUUACAAACUGCAAUACAGAAACCUCAUGAUCAGACUUUUUGAACUUUUAGUGAGUUAGGACAAGAGGUUGUGUGUUAUCCUAAUUAUUGGAUGACAUAACAUCCCGUCAAUAAUUAAGACCAACUGCCUGAGGUGCUUCUCCCAGCCGUGUGACAGUCCUCCAGAUCAAUUUUUCAGCUUUGUCACAUGCUGAGGUGGGGCACCAUUUUCACUCUGAAGUCCAUAAAGUCCAUCACCCUUUGAGCACAUGAGACAUGACGAAGCUUUUUUUUCCUCAAGUUUUAAAAAUGUUUAAGACAAAAUACAAGGAUCCUGCAAAUGGCUACUUGUAGUUAAAUGCAUGAAUUCAGAACAUUUUAUGGCAAGAAAUAGCAAGAGUCAGUCAGUUGAGUGUCAAUGUUUGUUUUAUUAAAAAAAUAAAAUACAAAUGAUGA